Messenger RNA from Penicillium diatomitis, 1365 nucleotides. RefSeq lists its product as uncharacterized. The coding region runs from base 1 to 1365 and encodes 454 amino acids. The transcript has a single exon. The record is from RefSeq and is a predicted model, not a curated record. Gene Ontology annotation, biological process: canonical NF-kappaB signal transduction. NCBI's taxonomy places the organism in Eukaryota, Fungi, Ascomycota, Eurotiomycetes, Eurotiales, Aspergillaceae.
AUGAGUUCUCGCACAACAAACGGCGACGAGAACCCCUCCGGGCCUAUUCCCUCAGACGAAUAUUCACACUUCAAGAGGAGUCAUGGCCGAUUCAGAUUCAAGUCAAGCUCGUCGCGGGGCUUGAAGCGCCGCGAUAAAUCCGAAGAAGACGAUCCUUUCCACACUUCUUCGGGUCAUUCAAAACGUCAUCGUACAAGAUCAAUGUCGCGCACUAGUGCGCGUUCUACUUCCUCGAUGAAGGGGGCUUCUUCGACAUUCGGCUUUGAACAAGAGAAAACUACGAGCACAACUGCGGAUAUCUCUGCGACUGCCGAGAACAAUGGCGGUACGAGAGGACCAACAUCCGACACAUCACAUACCGAUGAGAAACCUCCAGAGCGAGACUCACCCUCUUAUUCUCGUUCACCCGAACGUCACCAUAAACACCGCCAUCGACACAGUCACAGUCAUCGAGAUCGAGACCGAGACCGAGACCGAGUCCGAGACGACCGGCAUCGCUCUCGAAGAUCCAAACACAAAUCAUCCCCCGGGGACUCCCACCGAAAGCAUACCAAUGAACCCUUCCCCCAACGAGGGGCCCCGCUCUCCCCCAACGCCGCCUUCCGCGAAUCCCUCUUCGACGCACUCGGCGACGACGAAGGUGCCGCAUACUGGGAGACCGUCUACGGACAGCCAAUCCACAACUACCCGAUCCCCGAGAUCCCGCGGGGUCCGGAUGGAGAACUCGAACAAAUGACCGAUGAAGAGUACGCGGCGUAUGUGCGGUCUCGAAUGUGGGAGCGCACGCGGGAAGGAAUGUUGGAAGAGCAGGAAAGGCUGCGAGAAGAGCGUCGGAGGGCGAAACACAGGGAUCGUGGGGGUGACAAGGCGCGGGAACGAGAUGCGUUCGAAAGGGCGAUGGAGGAAAGUCUUCGACGGGGUGCGGAGAGGAAACGGAGGAAGAAUUGGGAGGCUGUUUGGAAGGAUUACGUGGCUCGAUGGGAGGAGAUUGCGAAAGUGGUUGAGAAAACAGCAGCGACAGCAGCAGCAUCAGCAUCAGCAUCAGCAUCGACUGAUCCAACAGAAUCAAUAACAGAACAGCCGUCAAAAGACGUGCAACCCCCUCGACUACAAGAUCUACUCUUCUGGCCCGUUGAGAGCGGCAAACGGCGUGACGUGAAUCCAGACUCGGUUCGAGAUUUUCUCCGCCACGCGCCCUCGGGAGAUCUCCUGUCUUCAUUGAAAGCAGAGCGAGUACGAUGGCAUCCCGAUAAGAUCCAGCAUCGGUAUAGUGUACUUGGACUGGACGACGACGUGAUGAAGAGCGUCACCGAGGUGUUUCAAAUCGUUGAUCGAAUGUGGAGCGAACAAAGAGGGCCAGCGUGA